AAAAAGGCGUGGGACGCCCGGUUGGCAGUCGUAUUCGCACAGCAUUAGCGGCAACAGGCAGAAGCAGCAGCAGCAGACAUGAAGGUCACACUAGCUAUAGCAGCGGCGGUCUUGUUCGUCGCCAUGGCAACCACAGUGGACGCCGCAUCGGAGUGUACUCCAGGUGACACGAAGAAGGAAGACUGCAACACUUGUAGGUGCACUCCAACAGGCGUCUGGGUCUGCACGCGCAAAGGGUGUGUUACGAAGAGAGAGGUGAACUGCACUCCUGGAACGACCUUCAAGGAUAAGUGUAACACCUGCCGCUGCGGUUCCAACGGUAGGAGUGCCAGCUGCACCUUGAUGGCCUGUCCUCCUGGCUCGUAUUAACCAGCGUUCCUUCUUGAAGAUGACAGACUAUCCGGAAGUCCUCUGCAGUUAAAACUCUCAUUUCAGCAGUGCGGACCUCCUUCUUUUAUCUCUGCAGCAGAUUAUUUCCAUCUGAUUCCAAUUUAUGAUUUGUAAUUCUAUUAUCGCAUUCAAGCAUGAAAAAUAAACACAAUGAUUGUAAUCCGUCUAA
This is a messenger RNA of Schistocerca cancellata (South American locust), 559 nucleotides long. Its product is annotated as serine protease inhibitor I/II-like. The transcript has 4 exons. Lineage: Eukaryota; Metazoa; Arthropoda; Insecta; Orthoptera; Acrididae. Gene Ontology annotation, molecular function: peptidase inhibitor activity. Bases 79 to 369 code for a protein of 96 amino acids. The record is from RefSeq and is a predicted model, not a curated record.